Molecule: messenger RNA, 1641 nt
Organism: Mus caroli (Ryukyu mouse)
Lineage: Eukaryota; Metazoa; Chordata; Mammalia; Rodentia; Muridae
Source: RefSeq, a predicted model, not a curated record
AUGGCCAGCCACAUGGAAGAGAACAUCCUUGAAAAGGAUUUCAGGAUGUUGUCAUCUCUGGGUUGUGGUUCAUUCAGGGAGGUAAAGCUUGCCUGCCACCUUCCCACACAUAUACGGGUGGCUGUCAAGGCACUUGAGAAAAACAUCAACAGCAUGGCUGACAUCACUUCGAGGGUGGAACUCCUUCAAUCUUUAGAACACAGGAACAUUGUUCAAUUUUUUCACAUGAUUGACACACUGACAACAACUUAUGUGACCAUGGAGAAUGUGGCAGGAGAGGACCUGGAGAAGUACCUCAGGGCACUGGGCUGUCUGAAAGAGGAGGAGGCUAGACCUGUUUUCCAGCAGGCCAUGUCAGCAGUUCACUUCCUCCACCAAAGACACAUUGCACAUCGCAAUAUUAAAUUAGAAAACAUUCUGGUCUAUGCGGCAGGAAAUGCAAAGCUUUGUGACUUUGGCAUGGCAAUUAAAACCACAGAAGAGCAGAUGUUGGAGGAGAUCUGUGGCUCCGUACUCUAUAGGGCCCCAGAGAUCUUGGCAAGGAAACCCUAUGAUGGGCUGGCAGUUGACAUGUGGAGCUUGGGCAUCGUCCUCUAUGUUCUGGUCACAGGGCACUUUCCAUAUGUAGAAGCCACCAUUGAGGAUAUGCACAGAAUCAUCACUACUACAAUGUGUCCCAUUCCUUACCACUUGUCAUUUCUGUGUCACAUCAUCAUUGCACGGUUACUUGGGGUCCCUACCUGGCACAGGAUGACAAUACAUCAGCUUGUGGAACGUCCGUGACUGGGCCACAUUCAAAACCAUGGACUGGUUGCCACAAAAGAAAUACUUCCCAGGAUCGUGAACACAAUGUGCACCAUUGGCUAUACCUGUGAAGACAUUGUGUCAUCCUUAACAAAUAGGCGACUCACAGAUGAAGUAAUGACAACAUUUAAUAUUUUAAAAUACCAACUGAGCUAUGGGGACAGCCAUCAGCAGGUGGAGAAGCCCUGGGCCAAUAGCAGCUCUUCAGGUGUCCUUAUCCCCCUUCCCCACUUGAAGAGGAGAGCCAGUGAACCUACCAUUUCAACCUGUAUAGAAGCUAGGAAGAGUCACUUUCAGGAUGAGAGUGUGAAAAGAAGAAGCAAGAGUUGCAGAAGUUACCCCAUACUCACCAAAAGCUCCUGCACAGAGAGGAUGCCCUAUUCAGAUGACCCAGUGCCAGAAAGUGAGGCUGUGACAGCUGAUAUCACUAACAGUGCUACAGGGGAUAUUGUAGUCAACAGAGAUUCCACGGACAGCAUGCUUGGUGAGCAUAUCCCUCCAGUAUCAGCCCACGUUGGCCCCACAGCUUCUAGAUCUAGGUCACUCACAGUUUGGAAGUGAAUUUCCCGUGCUCUGAAAUCACUAUGGCGCUGCUGCUUGUGCAUCUCCUUCAUCUUACUCCAGCCUCAUCACUGCUUGCUGGAAAGAAAGGAGGACAUGAGGAACAUCUACCUGAUGAGGCUCUUCUUCCUCAGCUUUGAGUGUGCUGUAGCACUAGUGCCCACAGCAUCUAAAACAGAUGCCUUCACAACCAGAAAUGACGUGUCUUCUGACAUAAAGAGCCUCAUCAUCUUGGUCACUUUAUCCCCUCCAUCUUAUUUCUUGACUGUCUUUUGA